AUGAGCUCGCUAUUACCGCUUAUCUCGGAGAUUCUUCCGAUGAUAAUGCCCGCCUCCGCCAACAUCACCCGUGCCAAACAACUUGAGCCUACUCACCCAACAGUCGAAGGUCCUGUUAUAGAACGUCCCGCUGUUGUCGGAAAGUGCGAUAAUAUGUGCGUAACUGUUCUUACAACGCGACCGCAUUCCAAGUCUACAGUUAGACACAACAGUGAACAAGGUAAGUUUCUUCAAGCCUGUCUGCCCCAGAUGAGAGCUGAGUCUUCAGACACCAUCAUAUACGCCGUCUCUGGAAAUGGUGUUCUCAUUGUGAACGAGGCUGUCAACUCUGAAUUGAAACACCAUGACCUUGCACCCGGAGACUUUGCCUUUGUGCCCGCCUGGAUCGAACAUCAGGUCAAGAAUGACACAGACGAAGAUGUUCAAUGGCUCAUGAUCCAAAGCGGUUCAACUCCUAUCCGCGCAGACUUGACAGAAUGGGGUGGCGAUGUGAUCCAGUCAAAGAAUUGA
Messenger RNA from Fusarium redolens, 510 nucleotides. RefSeq lists its product as uncharacterized. The record is from RefSeq and is a predicted model, not a curated record. Lineage: Eukaryota; Fungi; Ascomycota; Sordariomycetes; Hypocreales; Nectriaceae. The coding region runs from base 1 to 510 and encodes 169 amino acids. The transcript has 2 exons.